Molecule: messenger RNA, 1941 nt
Organism: Ipomoea nil (Japanese morning glory)
Lineage: Eukaryota; Viridiplantae; Streptophyta; Magnoliopsida; Solanales; Convolvulaceae
Product: transcription factor ABORTED MICROSPORES
Exons: 8
Coding region: 207-1748 (513 amino acids)
Biological process (GO): regulation of DNA-templated transcription
Cellular component (GO): nucleus
Molecular function (GO): sequence-specific DNA binding; protein dimerization activity; DNA-binding transcription factor activity
Source: RefSeq, a predicted model, not a curated record
UGAAACUGAAACUACCUAUUACUUUGUCCUCCUAUUGCAGUUUUCCAGUCAAUUCUUCAUUUCUACCCCUUUGCAUAUAAUCUGAAUAGAGACAGAGAGGGAGACAGGCAGUACAAGAUGCUUCUGACAAAGAUUUUCCCGCUGAUAUAAACGAUUCCCAUUUCAGACAAUCGGUUAAACCGUUGUCCGAAAGCAAAUUUGUUGUUAUGAGCCGUGGGAACCAGGGGGGACAUUAUUGUUAUACAAAGUGCAGAGGUUUCUGGGAAGCAGUCUUUAUAGUAAAUGCCAUUGGAGGAGUUGAUGAGCCUAUCAUGGGAGCUUCCGAGACGGCUUUGCACUGGUUAAGGCCGCUGGUGGAGUCCAAGAAUUGGGAUUACUGCGUUAUUUGGAGAUUGGGCGAUGACCCUUCCAGGUUUAUUGAGUGGGUGGGGUGUUGUUGUUGCGGAGCGUAUGGGGUUCUUUGCAAUGUGAAGAAGGAAAAAGGGGUGGAGCAGGAUUUGGGUCCUUUGUGCAGGGAUGUUCAUGUUCAGCAUCAUGUGAGAACAAUGGCUUGUGAAGCACUUGCUUCUUUUCCUACCUCUAUUCCCUUGUAUUCUGGGAUUCGAGGAGAGGUAGUAAUAUUGAAGGAGCCCAAGUGGUUAAUCCAUGGAUAUGCAUCAGAUUCAAAGGCCCCAGAUGGGACCAGUGGUACUCAGGUUUUGAUUCCUGUAGCUGGUGGUCUUAUUGAGCUCUACAGUUCAAGGCUGAUCCCAAAAGAUCAGAAGACAAUAGAGUUUGUUAAAAAUAGGUUCAAGUUCUAUGUAGAAGAAGCCAUGAAUGAUAUGGCCUAUUUCAGUAUGAGCAGACAACAGCAAGCUCUUGAUUUAUCUCUGCACUGUGCUGAUUUGCUUGCUACAGCGCAACUUUCUCAAGUAUCUGAACCCUGCAGUAACCCGAGCAUCCACGGGUCUUCUACUGGUUCUACUCCCGCAAGUACCGAACGCUUGCAGUGUGAUUCGGUUUCUAACCUUGUGUCUCUAAGCGAAUCGUUUAACCAGUCAAAUGACCUGUUCAAGGAGAAAAUGAAGCUGCAUUGCAAUCAACAUCCAACCACGAUGAAAAUCGAUGAUCUUUCACUGAGUUGUGUAACCUAUGAUAUUGCUAGAAAUGCCGUUGUAACUGGCCAAAAGAGGCAGAGAGGACAAUACCGUUCUAAGAAUCUUGUGACAGAGAGAAACAGAAGAAACAAAAUAAAAGACGGUCUCUUUGCUCUAAGGGCUCUAGUUCCCAAUAUUACUAAGAUGGACAGGGCGUCAAUACUUGCAGACGCUAUUGAUUACGUAAGGGAACUUCAACAGAUUGUGAAGGAGUUAGAGGACGAGCUGAAUGAGAUUGAUGAAGACGAUGCCAGUCAGAGAAUAGCCCAACAUGUGACCCCCGAUCUUAAUGAAGAGCGCAAAGAUAGUGAACAGACUUCAAAGAAGAGCCAGAGCUCAUGCAGUAUCAGUAACAACGUCCCAAAGAAGGCGCACGUGGAAGUAAACCAGAUUGAUGCAAGAGUUUUCAUGCUUAGAUUCAUCGGAAAACAUAGCAGAGGUGGGUUCUCGAGGCUGAUGGAAAUUAUGGAUUCACUAGGACUUCAAGUACUGGAUGCUAAUGUUACCACACUUAAUGAAGAGGUCUUGAGCAUCUUCAGAGCAGAGGCGAAAGCAGAUGGAAUGUGCAAUUCACAAACACUAGAAUAUGCAUUGAUUGAGCUAACAAAUUGAAUGUCUCAAGACAGGUCUGCAAAUCAAAGAAUAGGUAUCUAGUUUAAACUGUAUAUCCAUUGUGCAUCCCUCCUUUGAUCUGAAUUCUGCCCCAAAUGAAAGUUAGUAUCUUAGUAGUAAUUUCAAAAUCUUUUUGUUAUGUUGAAUGAACUCUGUGGAAGUUAAUGGAGGAAGAACCAACUUUCUAUGGAAA